UCUCGCAGAUGUGGGCAUCCCGCGCGCGCGGGGGGCGCGAAGGGAGCCCGCGAAACGUUUUUCGGCGCCGUCUCGUUUCAUUCACCUCCCACAAAAGGGCAACCUUAUCUCUUUUCCUCUUUCCAUCUCUCUUCUCUCCCUUCCAGCGGCGGCGGCAGAUCGAAGCCCGACGACGGCGGUGAGUGCGCAGCGGCGCCGGCAAAUCGAAGCCCGGCGACGACGUAGCGCAGGUCAAACGCAGGUCAAAGGCGACAGGGAAGUCAGGGACUACUACAUCUUCCUAUCGUUGAUUUUCUCCCCAAAAUCUAAGGACCACAAAGAAGAUGAACCCUUCCUUAACAAGCCUAUUAAACAUUAUGAAGAGAUGCUGGUUAUCGUUGGAGCUAGCAUGGCUACAGGGCAAUAUGCAAAAGGCUCAAGUGACCCUUUAGGUACAGAUGUGAUUGAUCUUGAAGAACCGAAAGCCAACAAAGCUGCUGCCCCUCAUGACGAGGUUUCCCAAUCACCCACUUGUGGCGAGUCAGCUGCUCCCAAGUUGAAGAAAGCCAAAACCAAUCCUUCUGCAGAAGACAGGAUGCAUGCAACCAUAAUGGCUUCAAGUGAAAGGCUUGCUGUUGCCAUAGAGAAACUUAUUAGCAGCGCCAACCCCGCCAUUGAUGGUCUUUGGGAUGAGAUGAAAGAACUCCCUGGUUUUGAUUUGGAUUCCCUUGCACAUUACUAUGCCUAUUUGGUUGACAAUCCUCGUGUUGCAACAGCAUUCAAGGUCUUGGGAGAUGUCCAGAGAAAGGUUUGGGUCUCUAGGUAUGUGAAGAGUACCUUCCCUGAAGCCGAAGCAUGAUGAGUUUAUAUGGGUAGUUUGACUUGUACUUUUGAUGACAACCAAAACAAUGGAGCUAUGGGUUGUAUGGACUUGUUCUUUUGAUUACAACCAAAACAUUGAACUAUGCAUGGGUUGUAUAACUAUAUAUUUGAUCAAGUAUUCUAUGGAAUGUCGAGCUAUAUAUUCUAUUACUUGUUGAAAUGCUUUUUUCAUGCAUUAUCACUUGCUGAAAUUUGUUCUUUCAUUCAGUAUAACUUGCUGAAAUUUGUUCUUUCAUGCAUUCUAACUUGCUGAAAUUUAUUUUUUUCGUUCAUUAUAACUUGCUGGAGUAUGUUUUGGUAUGGUGCUCAAGAUUCUAAAAAUGUUCUUAUACUUGCUGUUGUACAUACCAUAUUUGAUUGCCUCAUAUUGAAAAAUGGCUAACCUCACCGACCAACCAAACAGAAAAAUGGCUAUCCCCAGCCAAGAUUUAACCUUCAAACCAAACAAAACAUGGGCUAAUAUUAUCCACCAACCAAACAGAAAAAUAUGGUUAUCCUUAUCCUGCUGGAUAGGGAUGCCCAUAGCCCCCCAGCAUCUCCUUCUAUCCAAACGCAUCCUCGGAUUUGGUUUAACGAGCAUCUUCUCAGAGAGCAGUGCAGGUGCAGCACACGAGAUUGAGAAAAAUCAACACCCACGCCGUCCGAAUCGAUGAGCAGCGGCGGCGGCGACGACGAUGCGGGGGCUGGGGACGGCGGGCGGGCCGAGUGGCAGCGCAUCUACGACCGGGUCGAGGCGCUCGCCGCCGGUCGCGCGCGGCUGGAGGCGCGCAACAGGACCCAGCAUGAGUUCUGGGACGCCCGCGACAAGAUCAACCACUCCCGCCUCCACCAGGCGGAGCUGAGCAGAAGCAGGUGGGAGGCGGCCUGCAGGGAGCUGCUCCCUUCCGAUGAUCCCAAGCUCGCCGAACUGCUAGAGAGUGAUUUGGAGGAUUCAAGAACUUGUGAAGCUCUCUUGGACACCGAAAACUUAGAACUGCUGGUACAACUGAAGGAAGAUGGAACUUGUGUAGAGCUUAAUGAAAACACUGCAGAUCAUGAGCACACUUCCGGAGAUUUAAUAUCAGAACUAAGAAAGUUAAAGCGAAUCUAUGAGACCCUUCUAGAGGGUAAGCUAAAUGAAUUGAACUCCUUGGAUAAGGAGAAUGACAACCAGAAGCUCAAAGUUGCGAAAUCUAAGACACUUAAACGCAAGUUUGCCUCCUUAUCAAAUAUACAAUCAAAGGAAGCUGGAAAUUGUGUGGAGACUAUUCAAGAGAAUGCGGAUCAUGGGGCCAUCGCAAGAGAUUUAAGAGCAGAGCUCAGAAAACUGAAGCAAGCUUAUGAGACCCUUAGCUCAAACAAGGAUAAGGAAAUUUCUGCACCACUUGCAGUGGAGGAUUUUCUUUUGAACAAACUGCUGAGAAUUGACAAGGACAACGCAGGGCUCCUUAAGAUAAAGGAAGUGGAGGCAGCACAAGCUAACGAAGCAGCACAAAAGCUUCAGCAGACUGUAGAGGAACUGCAAGUGGCGGUCCGAUAUAAGGAUGAUGAGAUUGGCAGAUUACGAGCAGAAGCGGGGCCCCUUAAGAUAAAGGAAGUGGAGGCAGCACAAGCUAGCAAAGCAGUGCAAAUGCUUCAGCAAAGUGUAGAGGAGCUGCAAGUGGCAGUCGGAAAUAAAGAUGAUGAGAUUGGCAAAUUGGGAGCAGAAGCUGCUAGUGUAGAAAAAAUGGUACUGACUCUUGAGGGUAAGCUACUGGAAAUGCAGUCCUUGGUUAAGGAGAAAAAUGAUGAAAUACAAAAACUGAAAAAUGGGCAACCUGAGAGUCUGAAAUGCAAAUGUGCUUCUUCUAUACCAGUUGAGUUCGUGAGGCAGAUGCCCCUUUUCGACGAGUGGGGGCUGCGCCCGGCCGGCCUUGAAGGGCCCCGCGAGAACCCCGCCCUUGUGGUUCCUUUGCCCGCCGUCCCUGCGGCGCGCCCCCCAGAGGUGGAUGCAGGGGGGCGAGCGCCGCCGAGUGCCGCUGGGGCAGGUGCUGGAGAGAUGAUGCAGCCCGGCGCUUCUGAGACGUCAGCCCCCGAGGCUCGGGUGAGCUGCCCUGAGGGGGUGGCAGGAGAGAUGGCUCAAUCCGAGGCUCCUGAGGUCGCCGCCCCCGAAGCUUGGGUGAGCAGUCCUGAGGUGGAGGCUGGGGAGCUGGCACGGCCUGACGCUCCCGAGGUCGCCACCCCAGGGGCCCCGCCGAACGACCCAGACGCCGACGCUCUCGCCUCUUGCGCCUCGCGCCUUGGCCCGCUCCGCAUAAACUUCGAAGCACUCCGCAAGAUGAAACCGAGUGGUCGUGCCUAUCGGCUGCUGAAGCCGAGGAUGUACAUAGCCAUAGACGAGUAAGUACCUUAUCUUCGCGAUUUCCUGCUUGUUGUGCCCUUUCCUCACAAUGGCUCUUCAGGCCGUGAGGAAUGGGAGCAAGGGAUCCGAAGCCAUGGUUUAGCUUUGUUGGUAUUGGUGUCUGCUUCCCUUCUUCAGUCCAGAGUUUCGGUAACCACAAAUCUUAUGUAUUAUAUCGCCUGGGAGGCUGGGACAUGGUUUCUGCACGUAAGAAGGAACUAAACUUUUGUUGA
This is a messenger RNA of Triticum dicoccoides, 3453 nucleotides long. RefSeq lists its product as uncharacterized. Lineage: Eukaryota; Viridiplantae; Streptophyta; Magnoliopsida; Poales; Poaceae. The record is from RefSeq and is a predicted model, not a curated record. The coding region runs from base 1511 to 3223 and encodes 570 amino acids. The transcript has 8 exons.